Pristis pectinata (smalltooth sawfish) is the source of this 1940-nucleotide messenger RNA. Its product is annotated as pleckstrin homology domain-containing family A member 2-like. Bases 394 to 1632 code for a protein of 412 amino acids. Gene Ontology annotation, molecular function: PDZ domain binding. The transcript has 12 exons. The record is from RefSeq and is a predicted model, not a curated record. Gene Ontology annotation, cellular component: cytoplasm; membrane. NCBI's taxonomy places the organism in Eukaryota, Metazoa, Chordata, Chondrichthyes, Rhinopristiformes, Pristidae.
AAGCAGCAGUAUCAGAAAGAGAAAAAAAAUCAACAGCUUUUCUGUACCAGGUUGCCAAUGAGGAAGAAAAGUCUCAUCUACUAGACCGCACCCACCGACAGCCCUGCCCCUUCAAACUCUGCAGGAGAUUUGCAUUUGCAGACACUCCUCCUAGCCCAGCUGCACAGAAACUGCAAAAGCCUUGAGAUUUUCUUCGCCUGUCCUUCCUGCCGCUUGCAAUUGACAAAACCCAAAAGACAGGAAAAUAACUGAUCAAUGCUUGCAGAGCGAGGAAGAGCGGCGUUUCCCAGCUAUCGGUGACGGGCACAUCCGGACAACAUCAGCUGGUUUGAUGACAAUUGUCUUCACGAAAAAUUAACCCGGAAAAAAGUGUGAUGAUCAGUGAGAACAGAAAUGCCUUAUGUGGAUCGAUACAGCCGUGUCUGCGGGUUCUUGGACAUUGAGGAGGUUGAAGGCAGUGGAAAAUUUCUCCGGCGAUAUUUUAUCUUGGACACUUCAGACAAUGCGCUCUUAUGGUACAUGGAUAACCCCCAGAAUCUGCCCCCUGGAGCUAAGUAUGUCGGCAGUCUGCAGUUACCCUACAUCUCCAAGGUCAGUGAAGCUACAGCAAAGCAGAAACCAAAAGUUGAAUUUUGCUUUGUUAUAAACUCAGCCAAGCGUCCCUACUUCCUUCAGGCCAAUGACAGGAAGGAUCUGCUCGACUGGGUGGAAGCCUUGAAUAAGUCCUGCAAGAUUACGGUGCCAAAGGGCAAAAUCAAUGACCCUCAGCCGAGCGCCGAAAUUAAUAAACCUCCAGCGGAAGCCCAGACUGGGCGGAAACAGAUCCCCUACAAGACUGAAAUCAUUGGUGGGGUUGUAGUGCAAACACCCAUCACCCAGGUGAAUGGCGGAGAAGGCCAGGAGGCAGCGGAGUCCACCACACACAGCGUCCUGAAACGUUCCACAAGCUACGCUCCGAGCGGGAGCAAGCAGACGUCGGGGCCACAGGUGUUGAAGAGUGGCUUCUGUGUGAAGCAGGGCAUCGUGAGGAAAAGUUGGAAGAGGCGGUACUUCACACUGGAUGAAAAUUCUUUCAGUUACUUCAAAUGUGAAAUGGAAAAAGAACCACUUCGGGCGAUCCCACUGAAGGAUAUUCAGAAAGCUCAGAACUGUAGCUGCAGCCAAGCACUGAUGAGGGAUAAUUUAUUUGAAUUAGUUACAACGAGUAGAACUUUCUACAUUCAGGCAGACAGUCCUGCAGAGAUGGAAAGCUGGAUCAAAGCCAUCAACACGGCAAUUAAGCUGCAUAAAGGUUCAAGCAAUGCCACGGCAAUUCCAGUUCAAGCCGACUCCUCCGGCGCUGUGACUCACGGCGAGGAGAAGCGACCUCUCACCAAGUCCACCUCCAUGGUGUCGUCGUGGCAGCCGUGGACUCCUGUGCCUGCUGCUACCAAGCCACCCGACUCGUCGACAGAGGAGGAGAGCAGGCAUCACAGCGAGCUGCAGACGCCCUCCACAGUGCCCGGCUCGCAGCUGGCUGGGGUGAAUGGUCAGGAUAACCGGCGCAGACACCGGUCCCAGCCAGCUCCCCAAAAGGAGCGCCACUUCGAUUACAACAUCGACGAUGAUGGGAUUCGAACAACAGAUGUUUAACAGAUGUCCUUCCUGUCGCUUGUUUUUUCCUAGGAUUAGUAACUCUGGCAGAAGUGCUGCUUGUACAUUGCUUAGCUUGACGUCCAUGUGUCCAGUGAUCAUUGCUAGGAUCAGGCCAAUGCAUUGGAAGGGAAGCCAUGUAAGGAGCUUCACUUGGAACUUUGCAUUCCUAUGGCGGCUUGAGUUAUUGCACUUUGUUUACUACCUGAAACUUCAGAGGAAAAAUGUGCCCAGCAGUACCUCACAGUCAAUGAGUGCCUGUGAUACAUUGUUGAAAGGAAUGAAUUAAAGCUGGAACCAUUUUAAAA